AUGGAGAGACAGAAACUAGACAACAAACCUAGAGAAGACGGAAUGGAGAGACAGAAACUAGAGGACAAACCUAGAGAGUCCGGAAUGAAGAGACAGAAACUAGAGGACAAACCUAAAGAGGACGGAAUGGAGAGACAGAAACUAGAGGACAAACCUAGAGAGGAAGGAAUGGAGGGACAGAAACUAGAGGACAAACCUAGAGAGUACGGAAUGGAGGGACAGAAACUAGACGACAAACCUAGAGAGUACGGAAUGGAGGGACAGAAACUAGACAACAAACCUAGAGAGUACGGAAUGGAGGGACAGAAACUAGAGGACAAACCUAGAGAGUACGGAAUGGAGAGACAGAAACUAGAGGACAAACCUAGAGAGUACGGAAUGGAGGGACAGAAACUAGACAACAAACCUAGAGAGUACGGAAUGGAGGGACAGAAACUAGAGGACAAACCUAGAGAGUAA
Messenger RNA from Ylistrum balloti, 459 nucleotides. Its product is annotated as myb-like protein X. Lineage: Eukaryota; Metazoa; Mollusca; Bivalvia; Pectinida; Pectinidae. The transcript has a single exon. The record is from RefSeq and is a predicted model, not a curated record. Bases 1 to 459 code for a protein of 152 amino acids.